This is a messenger RNA of Cygnus atratus (black swan), 2549 nucleotides long. RefSeq names its product solute carrier family 25 member 38 (gene SLC25A38). The transcript is spliced from 7 exons. Gene Ontology annotation, molecular function: glycine transmembrane transporter activity. The record is from RefSeq and is a predicted model, not a curated record. Lineage: Eukaryota; Metazoa; Chordata; Aves; Anseriformes; Anatidae. Gene Ontology annotation, cellular component: mitochondrial inner membrane; mitochondrion. Bases 207 to 1073 code for a protein of 288 amino acids. Gene Ontology annotation, biological process: glycine import into mitochondrion.
ACCCAGGCAGGCACAUCACGUGUCACGACAAGCGCACCCCCGCAGCACGGCGCCCCCUCCGCCCGGCACGCCAGAGGUUAACGGCCGCGCAGCCGCAGUAGCCGGGCCGCGCGCCCCCCGCCUUGGCUGGGAUUGGCCCGCGGCGGGGGUGCGCCUGGUGCGUCACUCUUGCCCGUCGCGCUCACUGGUUGCGGAGUGGCCCUGGAAUGCCGGGGCGAGAGGCAGAGAUGCAUCCCGUCCUGAAGGCCUUCGUCUGCGGCUCCAUCAGCGGGACCUGCUCCACGCUUCUCUUUCAGCCCCUCGACCUGCUGAAGACCCGCCUGCAGAUCCUGCAGCCCCCCGCGGGCGGGUCCGGCCGUGUUGGGAUGGUAACGCUGCUUUUUAGGGUGGUUCGUACUGAGAGUCUUCUGGGGCUCUGGAAAGGUGUCUCGCCAUCUUUUGCAAGAUGCAUUCCUGGGGUUGGGAUUUACUUCAGCACUUUGUACACAAUGAAGCAAAAUCUUCUAGUGGACCGUUCACCCACAGCCCUGGAGUCUGUCUUUCUGGGUGCCACUGCACGUGCAAUAUCAGGGAUUUGCAUGUUGCCAGUAACUAUAGUGAAGACCCGGUAUGAGAGUGGAAGGUUUGGCUAUAGGAGUGUAUACGGAGCUCUGAAGAAUAUUUAUCAGACAGAAGGGGCUCGUGGCAUGUUCAGUGGGCUCACCGCAACGCUGCUGCGGGAUGCACCAUUCUCUGGGAUUUACCUGAUGUUCUACACACACACCAAAAAACUCACACCUCAGGACCAGCUGGAUCCAGUGCUCAUGCCCUUGAUGAAUUUUGGCUGUGGGAUCUUUGCGGGAAUCUUGGCUUCACUGGCAACACAGCCUGCUGAUGUCAUCAAAACACACAUGCAGCUGUCCCCUGAAAAGUACUGCAGGACGAGCCAGGCCAUUGCCUUCAUCUACAAGGACUUUGGGCUGGUCGGCUUUUUCCGAGGUGGAGUGCCCCGUGCCCUCAGGCGUACUUUGAUGGCAGCAAUGGCAUGGACUGUAUAUGAACAGAUGAUGGAAAAAAUGGGCUUGAAAUCUUGACUGACUUGCACUAAAACUGACCAGGUUCACUCCUUUUCCUGCUUGCUGUGAUCAGCUGGCACUGGGAAGUUCCCAGUUGCACAGAGGAAUAAGCCUUACUCAGUUGGGAGGAAGAAAGUCCUUCUGAGACAGAGGAUUAGGCCUUUUGGCAAGUAGGGGAAGGAAGAGUUGAAUCUUUGCAUCAUUUGAUCAAUGCAUUCCAGAAGGACUGUACUUGCAGACUUCCUUGGGAAAUGGCAGGGUUUCCGCAGCCUGGUGUCUGUGCUGAGAGAAGGCUAUUUUAAAGAUUGCUCUGUGCUCACCACCUUAAUGCAACGAGAAAUUGCUGAACAGAAGUGUUUGAGGAGAAAACAGCAAGGACAAUGCUGAUUGCAGAACCUGCCAGCCUGUUCCUUGCUGGUCUGGCCAGUAAGGCCACUGUGAUCCACCAUCUGCUGUAGAUCCUCCUUCCUCGUAUGCUUUGUUCUCACAGGGGAACACUGCAGACCCAGUCAGGAGACUGGAUUUGUCUCUUGAGGUUUACAAUGCAGGAGUGGGUGGAAGAGAAUGAAGUGCUGAAGGAAAGCUCUGUCAUCAUUUUUGUACUGUGCUUGAUAGCAGAGAAGGUAACUCAAGCCUCCUAGCUGUGUCAUAUGCCACUGUGUAACCGAGUAUCUUAACACUUCAAAUGUGCUUCUACGGCUACAGCAGCAUUUGCACUAGAAUUAAGAAGCAUAAGACGCUUCAAAGCAGAAGUAGAGAGCGUGCUAGUUGCUACCAAAAUUCUACUCAUUCCCUGAAAAACACUUUUCCUGAUGAUGUGAUUACAUCAGGAAUACUCAAUUUUUUUUAUCCAGUUGUACUAGAGCUUUGCUUCCUAUUAUUUGUUUGAUCCCUGAUCUACAUUCUGCGUGAGCUGGUCCUUAGAUGUAGCUUUUAGGAUCACGGCUUCUAGUGCAUAAAUGUAUAAUGGAAGCAGAUACAGAUACUGACACUUCAGAUUUCUCUCAGAAGCCGUUACUGAUUGCAUGUGGAAUAUCUUUAGUUUAGGAGAGAAAAGGCUGUUCUUUUCUGCAAGCUUUCUCCAAAGUUUGAGGUGUCUGAGUGUUUGGUAGGGAACUUUAAUUCUAUUUAUGUUCCACACAAACUCUGGGUGGGUUCUGAGAUGAUUGUUUUCUCUUAGCAGGUUCAUCUAUUCAUGUUUCAGUAUUCCUGAGUUUAAGCUUGGAGAUCAAAUACACUUUUUUUCAUCAACUGUGCCUCUUUCCUCAUUCCUACUCCAGACCUAAUAGCAUGUGCUUUCCAAUCUUGGGUACAGCCUGCUCCCAUCUUCACUUGUACCUCUGUGGGCUGGCUGAAUUGGGACUCUUGCAGCUUUGCUGGUGUUGUCACAAAGCUAGGCAUGGAAGUAUGUGUCCUGUUCUGUAGUGUACCUUGCAGAAAACAUAGCAUUGGUUUUUAUUAAAUAUCUAUUGGUAUUAAAAUUCACUUUAAAAA